Molecule: messenger RNA, 1185 nt
Organism: Talaromyces marneffei
Lineage: Eukaryota; Fungi; Ascomycota; Eurotiomycetes; Eurotiales; Trichocomaceae
Exons: 1
Coding region: 1-1185 (394 amino acids)
Source: RefSeq, a predicted model, not a curated record
AUGAGGCACUUUGACGCCUGGAUCCUACGCGAUCCCUACUCAAUAUGGCACUACUAUUCCACCGGCCGACGCUGGCAAGAAUCAGUCCGCGAUAUGAUUCAAUCCCGCCAAAUCUGCGCUCCUCCGGUUGACUUGGACGUCGACAGUAGUAAUAAGCAACCAGUCAGCCCUUUAGCACGCAGCAUCUCAUCCCAACCAAACUGCGGCAAACUUCCACCCGAGAUCCGUCUCAUGAUUUAUGGGCAUAUAUUUGGCGACGAAGCGGUGCAUUUGGUGCAACUCAAGGGCAAGAUUCGUCACGUGCGAUGCUGCAAACACAAAUCCGCUUCUGAUAUCCCGAGUCAUCGACGGUGUUGUCCUGAGACGAUGGCUCGAUGGCGCUCUUCUUCUGCUGGGGCAGGGAGUGACAGUCGUCUCUACCCCCAUACACACAAGUCCCUACUCGGCAAACUAAGCAAUUCAUCCCCCUCACUUCUCCAGACAUGUCGCGCCAUCUACCUCGAAGCAGCAGACAUGCCCUAUUCAACACUUUCCUUUGACGUAGACGAUCUACACACAUUCGUCGCGUUCUCACUCACAAUCUCACCAGAGCAUCUGGCACGUAUCAAGCGGUUAACAGUUCAAUGGACUCCCAUAUGGCAACCCAUGACCAGCGACUCUUCCUCUUCUUCUGCUGGUAGCAACAAAUCAUCAAUCUACUCACAUACCCACAAUGACCAUAUAUGGAAACUAUUCUGGUCCCGCGUGCAAGCGCUCGAAGGUUUGGAGACGUUGUAUCUCAAUCUUGAUCUGGGUCGGUUUAUGGGUAACGCCAUGAACACUGUCCCCGAUGCACCCGGUGGUGUACUGCUCGGAGGCGCGAAUAAUCAGAAAAUCAGUCUGGAUGUUGCCGAGCCAUGGCUUCAGCCGUUAAAGGCAGUGCGGGGAUUGAAGAAUUUUGAUCUGUGUGUUUCUGCGCGCUGUGAUGCGUCGGCCCGGAAUAUGUUGGUGGCACAGAUUGGUGCUGAGGCGGUGGUGCUCAGGGAUUGUCUCAGGGAGGUUAUGUGUUUACCGCGAGAGCCAUCGACAACUAGAUCUGUUGUUCCGGUGUCGUUUCUACGAGAUACUGCAGCAUCACGCGGGAUGCAUGAAUACCCUUCGAACAGGAAUGUGCAACGGCCGCAACGGAUGAUUACGGCUGCAUAA